Messenger RNA from Adineta ricciae, 1542 nucleotides. The record is from the annotation of a GenBank genome assembly. NCBI's taxonomy places the organism in Eukaryota, Metazoa, Rotifera, Eurotatoria, Adinetida, Adinetidae.
AUGCCAUCUGUAACUGAUAUUCAACAACAAACGUCGAAGAUAUCGUUGAAUAAUGAUGGAAAAUCCACACCACCACCACAAUCAUCAGCAGGAAUGACAAGUGAUGCUGUAAAUGCUGAUCCUUUCACUCAAAUCAUUCUUGCUUUUGAAAAGAAACAACGAAAUUUGGGCAAAAGAAAGGAUAAACUUGAAAGUUAUCAACAAGAAGCGAAAAGUGGAAAAGAAUUGAAUAAGGAUCAAAAGGAAGCAUUGGCGAAAUAUGGAGAAGUUCUUGGUCAAAUCGAAUGUGUCAAAGAUCUUCAUGAACAAGUGAAAAAGAUUCAAGCUGAAUCAAGUAAAAUUCAAAAACGUCUAAACAAACAAGCAGCCGAAGAAAAGCGUUUAUUAGUAAGCCAACGUCUUCGUGAAUACGCUCAACUUCGAUAUCUACUCGAUCAUCGGCCAACGACAUUAAAACCCGAAGAGUCAUCGUUAUUAGAUAAACUCGCUCGUGCUAUUGUUCCAUCAGAUAUUUCAUCCAGUACAAUAACUCGUUCUGUUGAUAUUGUCUUAGCAAUUUAUCAAGGUGGACCAUUAUCAUCAACAAUCAAAAAUCUGACUGAUCGAUCAUCACAAGAAGUUCGAGAUAUCCUUGAACAAUUAAUCAAACAAUAUCAAUCAAGUUCCGAGGAGAAGUUAACAGUUCAACAAACACAAUUAAUUGAAACUGUUAAACAAACACCACUUGUCCCUCAAGCUCCACCAACAACACCUGCUUCUGUACUUCCACAACGUGAACAAAACAAACCCGAAUCAAACAAUAACAAUGAUGCUUUAGGACCAUCAUUGAGUCAUACUCAUUUAAUUCCAACAAAUCCAAAUGAACAUCCAUUACAAUUUGAUACUCGAGAUCAAAAUAUUCCCUACCAUCAACUCGUGCAAGAUAGUCCUUUCUUUCUACCUCUCGAGCCAUCAAAUACAACUAAUAAUCAACAAAUCAAGCAAGACUCAUCAGCCACUCAAGAUAACACUCAAAUUCAAUCAAAUGAACCAAACCACUAUUUGCAACCAUUCAAUGUUCACACGUCUUCUCAAGAUUACACGCAAACAUCAACUCAACAACAACAACAUCAAGGAAUGAAUAACUACGAACAAGACAAUUCAUCGAAUGUUGUUCAUUCAAAUAAUAUGCCAACAGACGAACAACAAUCUGAAGAACAAUGGCAUCAUCGUCGCGGUAACAGUGGAAAUAACUAUCGCGGUGCACAUUACAAUGGAAAUGGAAACAAAAAUUAUAAUCGCGGCGGUUCAAAUAAUUACAGUCAACAACAAUGGCGAGGACCACGUGGUGGUGGUCAUCAUGAUGGUUCUUUCGGCGGUGGACAACGGCAAUAUAAUGAAAAUAACAAUGGUGGUCGAGGUGGAUCACGCGGUGGAUCUAAUCCUAACUAUCGCGGCAAUCGCGGAGGUAGUUAUCGUGGUGGAAAUCGCGGAAAUGGUAAUCCUGGUUACAAUGGCAACGGAUAUCAAAGAUCAUCUCAAUAUCAACAUGAACAACAAUAA